AUAAAAACGUGUGAAUAUUAGCAAAAAAUAACAGCCGUUUUUAAAUAAUUAAUUACCGCUAUUGUUUUUUUAACAAAUUAAAAUAAAAAAGAAAAUGUUUUAUUUAAAAAAAGUGGUUUCAACACCGUGUGUAAUGUAAUAAAAGUUUAAAUUUCAUUAAAAAAUAUGUAUGUAAUGAAAAUUUAAUGGGGGGUUUUCACAGAAAAUAUAUAACAUAAAUUUUCGGUAUUUCAAAUAAUAAAAAAAUAAUAUACAAGAAAAAAAAAUAUAAGAAAAUACAACAAAAAAAUAGUGCAAAAAAUCGAAAAAAGAUGCCCUCUAAUGAAUGAAACGAAAGCAAAGUUUUUUACUAAAACAUUGUGUGUUUGUUGUUGUUGUAUGUGCGAGUAUUUUAUUGUACAAGAAGUCAAAAAAGAAGAAGUCGGCUGGUCGCAUUGUCUGUCUGUCUGUCUUUAGCUCUCUGUAUCUGUUUAGCAAAACAUUCACUUCAAAAAAAUUUUGCAGCUUUUUGUUUUCUCAAAUAUUUUCAGUGUGUGUACCUAUAACGUAAAAAGUUAUGAAUAAGAAAAUUUAUUUAUUUUUGUGUUUAAAAUUAAAUAAAAAGUGCUAAUAAUUAACAAAAUAUAUUAAAGAAAAUACCUAUAAAUACAAAUAAAUGUGUUGCAAAAAAUUUAAAAAAAAAAUAAUUAAAAUAUUAAAAUAUUCAAAAGAAGCCUAUAUAAUUUUUCGCAUUGAAUUUGUUGAAGCAAAAGAAUUUGUGUCAUUAGCAAAAGCUAUAAUAACAAUAACAACAAAACGUUUUUGACACUUUGUUUGCAGAGUGUUAAAAGAGUGAUGCAUUUUGUGUUGUUUAUAUUGUCAUUCUAGAAAACCUUUAGAUGUUGUAAGAGUAUUACCUUUGCUAGUUUCAUGUAGUUUCAAAAUGACCUCUUUACAAUUAAAACAUUAAAGAAUGUUCUUAAUACAACAGGACGUUACAUUUUUAAUCCAUAGACCAAAAUUUUGUUUUCUUAAGAAUUGAAUAGCUUUGAAUACCAAUCUGAAUUUAUUCAUCACACCAGAUUUUCUAGAUAUGUUUGAGUUAUUACAUUACAUCGCUAAGACACCUUCAUUUAUAAAAGUCGUCAGCUUGAACAACCAAUUAAUGAUUUUCAAACUUUAGGACAUCAUAUCUCAAAGAACUAGAAAUAUUCUGAGAAAAGACGUGGAUUUAAUUAAAUUCUUUAGAAAAAAUACAUAGGACUCAGAGUUUAGACUUUUAAAAGGAUUUGAUUUAACCGACAUACUACUCUCAAGCAUUUAUUGAUGAACAUUUGUAGUCUUUCAUUCGGAUAUUUAUGUUAAGCCGAUCUAGCCUUCGUCAGCCGAUUCGAGACAUACAGAAUUUUGUUACAAAGGUAAAUGUCUGUCGAUAGAGAGUAGGGUUCUAUAAAUUGACUUUCGAAUAAUCGAACAAUAGACUUUUUGCCGAAAAAAGUCGAAGUCGACUAAGUUUUAUAAUAGUUUCAUCAAGCACAGUUGCGUCAAGUGAAGAUAGGGGCGUCCUUGCUUAGUCCUAUCUAAAGCAAAAAGAGAUACAUUCAAUAGUCGUUCUGUUUGACGAAAAUUGGAGACUUGUUAUAUUCGUAUUCGUCUGACAACAUGUAAACACUAAAUUACGAACUAUAUUAUGAACGCCUUAAGAUGUCGUUCAUUCCCAAAUCUUUAAUUUUAUAAUUCAACAAAAUUUCUUAAUUUCUUCUUGUAACGUCUUCCUUAUGGGUUUUCAUCUUUAGAUAUAUAAUGCAAAGGGUCGAAAAGGUCCCAAUUGUGAUGUUUAAGCAGUCUUGCAAACUAUCACCUUGAAAAAGAAAUGAGAUAUGUCAGCUGUCUUAAAAAGACCGAAAAAUAACGUUUUUAAUAGCUUUAUCACACCAUCCCUUGAAUCUUAGAUAUGGGUUUAAAAUGUUUCGACCUAUGUUUUAUAGCUGUAUGAAAGACAUCAAAAUCCGUAUUCUUAAUGAUAUUAAUCGCCUAUUUUAGGUUUAUUACGCACAAUAUCCAUACAAAAUUCAUACAAUAAACAAUCCAUAACUUUAUGAUGCAUUUAUGAAUAUGGGGGUAAGAGAUUAAUCAAUUUUUAAUUAAUCUGUGGUACUUAAUCCAAUGAUUUAAGGGCAAUUGUGAUAUUUCAAAUUAUAACAAUGUAUUAAUUCAUUGAAAUAACUGUUUCUUUUUAGAGUGAUUCUAUUGUUUUGAGGUUUUUUUUGUAGACAUACCAACAUUUAACACGUCCCUAGUCGUAAUACAAGUCACAGGCAGGCAGUAGUUCGGUAUUAAAGUACAAUAUAUGUGGCAUAUAAGUAUCGAUCGACCUUUAGUCUACUGUAGAGUCAGUCGGCCUAUCGGUCGGUGGGUCGCUAGGUCGUUGUAUUUUUUUUUUAACAUUUACUACUAAGCUCGUGUGGAGUGUAUGAAAGAGGUAGGAAUGGAGGUUACACAUGCAGCAGCAUAAAAAACAUUGGGUCAAUUCUUUGUUGUUAUUGUAGCUGUUGGUAGGUGCGUUUAAUUUUCACAAUCCUAGUAAAACAAAAUUCGAAAUUGGCAAAUAAAAAUGUGUUAUUCGUUUAUUUCUUUAUUUGAUAGUUCAAAAAUUAGAUAAAUAUAAGAUAAUGUAGAAAAAAUUAUACUCGCAAAUAGAGAAAUAAGAAAUUAAUAAAUAUGUUGAAGAACAACAACGACAACAACAAAAUAAAUAAAUAAACGUGUCAAUAUUAAAUGUUUUCAUAAUGAAAAGUGUAAAAACAACAACAGCAACAAAAAUAACAAUAAAAACAAAAGUGUAUACCCCCAAAAAGGCAACAACAACAACAACAACAACAUUAGCAACAGCAGCACACAUCAUAGCAGCAGCAAAUAAAAUAACAACAACAACAAUCCAAAUAGAGAGAUGAGAAUUAAAAAGACAUCAACGUCAAGUCAACAGCAGCAAGCAUCAGACGCAGAAGCGACAAAGCGCCACACUAACAAGUAACAAACAAUAAACAGCAUUAUUUAGGACGUGAAUUUUUAUCAGGAAGGAAACAUCUGAAUAAAGCCGGUUUUUUUAAAUUGAAAUACAUAAAAACGUAAAAGAUAAAAGUUUAAAUAUAAAACUAAAUAGAAAAAACCCUUAUUAACCUUAUUUUAAGUGUUUUAAAUUCAAAUAAAUCUCUAAUUAAAUGUGAAAUCUAAAAAAAAACUACUUGAAAAUUAAGAGAAAAAAAAACGAAAGAAAAAAUACCUACAACCUACAUUCUAUUCUUGUGCUUUUUUUAUUCUGCUUCUUCUACAAAGUACAAAAUCUACAAACGCCCUCGCAUCUUCUUCUGCAUUUACAUACAUAGUUGAUGUUUUUUCAUAGAAGAUGCCCGGACUUGUUGUUUUUAGAAGGCGCUGGUCAGUAGGCUCAGAUGAUCUAGUGGUGCCUGGAGCAUUUCUAGUAACCAUACAUUUUUUAUGUGUGAUAACUGUAAUUGUAUCAUUGGCCAUUUUUGAUUACGAUACCAGUAUAACAGAUGUUAAAUUACUUUUUUAUCAUCAAAUUGGUUAUUUAGCUAUAUUAAGUAUUUCAUUAUUUAUAGAAAUAGGAAUAUGCAUUAUUUCAAUGCGUGGCAGUAUAUUGGACUCUGAUGUCAGGGCACCAAUAAAUAUAUGGAUUUAUAUAAAAACCGUGGUAAUGUUAUUCGAUAUUGCCUGGUUAAUUAUGGGAACACUAUGGCUAACAAAAUAUUAUUUAGAAUCGUCUAUUGUUAGUACGGAAAAGCGAAUAUUUUUUGCAAUUAUUGUCUCAAACUGGGCUUUGGUAUUUGUUACAAUGGCAACCAUAUGGUGUACCUUUGAUACAGCUGGACGUUCUUGGGUUAAAAUGAAAAAGUAUCAGAGGUCAAUGCGUGAGACGGAGUCACGUUUCAAUUAUAAACGCAGUAAUAGUAUGAAUCGCAAUUGGAGGCAAAGAAAAGUAAUUCGUGCCUAUCAGGACAGUUGGGAUCAUCGGUGUCGUUUACUUUUCUGCUGUAUUGGUUCUUCGGAACGUAAUCGUAACUCCUUCACCGAUAUAGCACGUUUACUAAGUGACUUUUUUCGUGAGCUCGAUGUAGUACCCUCCGAUGUUGUGGCCGGUUUAGUAUUGUUGCGUAAAUUUCAACGUUUAGAACGUGAAGCUGUAGUAAGACAACGAAAAAAUGGUACCUAUGAAUUUCUAAGCGGUGUACCCAUAACAGAGAGAACACAGUUUUUGGCUUUAAAUGAUGCGAAGAAUUAUGAUUUCUUUCAAACGGUUAUACAUUAUAUGUAUUUUGCUCAGGGUGCUUAUGGUUGGCCCAUGUACUUUAUAAUAAAUCGUUCAAAAAUGUAUAAUUUAAUACCGGAAUUAAAAUGCUUUGGUUGUUGUCUUAAUCCCACCAAUGAAGCAGAAAUUAUCCAGGACAAUUGUUGCUAUUGUAAUUAUGCUGCUCUGAAGAAAACCCUACAAGUGGGUGAUAUUGAAAUCGUCUAUGUCACCUAUCAUGUGGAUGUGGGCGAAACACCAUUUUUCGUUGCCAUCGAUUAUACCCAAAAGAAAAUUGUUGUCAGCAUACGUGGUACCUUGAGUAUGAAAGAUAUUCUAACGGAUCUAAAUGCCGAAGCUGAAGUGUUACCUUUGAAUCCACCGCGUGACGAUUGGUUGGGUCAUAAGGGAAUGGUUCAAGCGGCAAUUUAUAUACGUAAUAAAUUAGAAGAGGAAAAUAUCAUACGGAAUGCUCUCAACAAGAAUUUAGAACGUAAUACAAAUACGUUCGGUUUAGUAUUAGUGGGUCAUUCGUUGGGUGCCGGCACAGCGGCCAUAUUGGCUAUAUUAAUGAAGGCCGACUAUCCAACAUUACAGUGUUUUGCCUAUUCUCCGCCAGGUGGUUUACUAAGUAUGCCAGCUGUAGAGUAUUCAAAAAAAUUUAUAACUUCAGUUGUUUUGGGUAAAGAUGUUGUACCUCGCAUUGGUUUAUACCAAAUGGAAGCUCUAAGAGCAGAUCUCAUAAAUGCCAUACAACGUAGUAUAGAUCCUAAGUGGAAAACUAUAUCAUGCUCAAUGAUAUGUUGCUGUUGUGGACCUGAACCCAAGUCCGUGGUAGAAAUGUCUGUUAAAGAUACUCAUAUUAAUAAAUAUCAAGAGGAACGCGAUUCAGCACGUUCAGCUAGUACUCAUCCCACAGAUAGUACCAUAGCUUUAACCAUACAUCAACCCCUAUAUCCGCCGGGACGUAUAAUACACAUAGUACGACAUCAUCCCCGAGCAGAUGAAAACGUUUUAAAAAGUCGUGAACCAGUUUAUCAAGCCAUUUGGGCCGAUAGCAUUGAUUUCGAUGAGGUUCUUAUAUCACCGGUUAUGCUGCAAGAUCAUAUGCCGGACAAAGUAUUGGCUGCCCUAAAAAAGGUUGUUACAACUAGUGGACCUCGCAAACCACAUCGCCAGGCAUCGAAUGCAUUCUCCACAACAUCGAAUGAUCUGUAUCGCAGCAAUCAAGAUGUCUAUAGUUAUUAUAAUUGUUCAAACAUGGAAUUACAUCAGACACAUCAUCACCAACAUCAACACAAUUCAAAUCAUAUGGGUUCCGAAUCGAAUGGUCCCUAUGACAGUUUAGAUUCAAGACCAAGUUUAAGUCAAGCUGAUGUACAAACACCCACGACUUCAUCUAUCACACAACUACAUCAACAACAGCCUAGAGUAUGUCUCGAAACGUCAUUUACAAAUCUACAUAGUCCUCAGAUGACUCAGAAACAUGCCCACUUUCCCGAUAGUAUAAGUUCGAGUAAGGCCUCUUCGUUGGCGGGUAGUAUUUUAAGUCGCUCUCAAAUCAGCUGUAUACAGUAUGACAUAUCAAGUGCAAUGGAGAAUAGUAUUACCACGGUAACACGCAAGAGUCCUAUUAAGAUGAGUACAGAAAUGGUGAAAGUGGAACAAGUUGAGUUGGUGUUACAAUUACCCAAAACUAAAUGCGUGGCAUUUGAGGAUACUCCUUCGCCAUUGAGGAAUCUAAAACGUCAACAUUCAGCCAAAAUAGAUAAGAAACCAAAAUCUCUACCCAUUCCACCAUUAAGGAGAGCUUCCGAUGUUACAAAUGGUGCCGAAACAGAUGAAUGGUUGGGUUUAGCACCCCUAGCCAGUCCAGAGACUCUAUCCGAAAUAUCCAGUAUAUCAUCACGUAAUAGUGUACGCAAUGGUCUAACCUCUAGUAUUGAACACUAUUUGCACAAUGUCACCAAUAACAAUGUAGUCGAUAUUAAUGAUGUUUUCGAAUCACAAUUACACACGCCCACAGUUUUAAGGAGAGCACCCAAAUUUAUUGAAAAUCUGUCCAGUUGUGCCGAAGAUAGUCGUAAUAUAGAUCAAUACAAACGUAUGGGUAGGGUAAUUGUACCGCCUCCUUUAUUUCCACCAUCCAUACAAGAUUCCAGCGAGGAGGAAGAUAGUUUUGCCUCAGCUAAUAGUUAUAAAAAAGUUUCGAAAACCACCACCAGCACCAUCACAAACUCAAAUGGUGGUGAUCAUACUUUAGCUAAAGUUAGCAAUUCUUCCUCUAUAAAAUGCCAUCGUAGACAAAAUUCUAAAUCAGCCGAUCAAUUAGACGAUGUUGUGGCUUCAACGAAUAAACAGCAAAACGAGGGAAGUGUUGUACGCAAACUCACCUUUAGCGAUAGCAACAUUAUAAAUGACAACGACAAUGUAACGGCUCGUGCUGAUAACAAUUCAUGUGCCAAAUGUUGCAAUAAACAUUGCAGCUGUAGCAAUCAAUUAAAUAACCUCAAUACGGGUUCACAAGAUACCACAUUUUAUAGCGCAAAUUCAUCGAUUGAUUGUAUGAGUGCAAAAACUAAUUCAAAUCCUCACAUUAUGCCAGAUGGUGUUUUAGAAUCGCAUUUUCCUCUACACCAGGAUGCAUUUACAAAUACAACGGAAUUGUAUGCAAAACACUAUUCGCCGUUGAGCAACGAUCAAGAACAUUCGACAGCUUUACAGCAAAUGUCGAAGGUAGCUUUCACUUCACCACUGUCCACAAUGAGUCGUGGCAAAAGAAAAAACUGUAUAUAUCCUUCUGCCAUGUCAUCACAACCGCUGUACGCAACGGCCAAGGUUGAAAAUGUUAAACUUUAUACUACAACUACGAAUACUACAACUAAUACUAAUAAAAAUAACAACAACAAUACCACCACAAAUAUACCUGAAUUAACAAUUGCAAAUGGUUCUUCUAGUCCUAGUCCAAGAUCCCGAACACCUAACGAAAGUAGUGUUUAAUGCAAUUAGUACAAUAGAGUAGAGUGUUUACUUGAAGAGAAUGUAUUGAAAUUGAAUUUUGAUAAGGUCCCUCCGAUGAUUUCGCAAGUUACCUCAAGGUAGCUUCUCCAUUCCACGAUGGAAAUUGAGUACCGGAAUAACGCUCUUCUAUUCUAGGUAAAAAUCGAAUAAUAGCAGGGUGUAUACGACACUAUGUUUUUCUUCAUUAUAACAGUUUAUGCAAUAGUCAUUAUGUUAUUUAAGACCUAGUCUUCUGGCCAGUAGUCCUGUAAUUUAUCAGUUAUUACAUUAGCAUUUCUAUCUGCUCUCUACGAAAAAGUUAAGUGCAAAAAAAGUAGACCUAAAGGUCUGUUAGCCAGAAAUAGUGAGUAUCUUUAGAAAGUCGGAAGAAUGAUCUAAAUUAGCUAUAGAAGUCAUAUCUGAUCGUCGAAAUUCAUUGUGUAAGCAUGUAGGAUUUCACUUUACUUUACCAAAAACUCAGUCAGAAGCAUUCAGGAUAUAUAGUUAUUUAACUUUUAGAAUUGAAAUAAAGAACACGUGGUUCUACCUAAUUGUGAUAGCGUUCUGAUGAUGUAAUGGUCCUAGAAGUCCAUUAUAGUAUUGCUCACUACUUUAAGUGUCCCCUCGCUAUAGAUUUUAGAAAUUAAGAGUGUUCGUAAAUCAACCAUAAAUAAUGCUCUCUGUUCUCAAUGAAUGUCGGUCAGUAGCAGAGGAAAAGAGAUUCUGUCUUCUCUUCCUACACAUUUAGAGAAUUUUGCGUUAUUACAGACGCUUUAACCGCGUUAACAGUAAGCUUGAUCUAGGCUCAUCAUAUAGAGGUCAGAUUGACCUCAGUUCAGAACAAACAAGUCUCUAAUAAUAAGUAAGGGAAAUACCAGUAAUUACGGCGAGUUCGCCAACUCUACGAUUUCUUGACAAUGUCAAGGGACUCAUAUUAGCAUUAUGCUGGAAUGUUUAGUAAUUUCUUUAAGAGAUUAGCGACAUCUUCGGUUAUAUUAGAUGUCGCUGUUGUUGUUUUUGUAACAGCUAAUACUAUACAGCUAUAUAAUUGGGGGGUUCUAUGUCAAUGUCCAGGCCUAAAAAUUUGGCUACUUCAACUGGAUGUGUUAAUAAAUCCAUUGGACAGAGUAAAGAAUAUGUGGUGGGUGUCAUGAGGGCCCUGACCACAUGCAGGACAUUUGUUGGGGACGGCACGGUCUAUACGUGACUAGUAGUCAUUGAGCCUGUUGCUCCAUCCCGAUCUUAGUUGUGCCAGCACUACUCUUGUUUUCCGUGGCAGGUUUUCUCCCGUGUCUGCUAUGGGCGGUGGGCAACAUUCAUGCCAAGGCGAAUAGACUAUAAGGUCAUUUCAUUUUGCGGCGAAUUAAUAAAAUUUUUUAUAUAUGUAGUUUGACAGCGUCGGGUUUGAGAGAGAAUUUUUUUAUAUGGGCUAAAUUUCCAUGGACAAAAAAACAAUCACCUGUUGAAAUGACAUCCCCUUUAUUAGUUUCGCCAUGAUUCAUGCGGUAUCCUCCGACCGCGGAAUUUAUGGCAUCUCUAUGAAUGUUGUUCAAAGAUGCUGAAUACGAGGACUGAUCCAGUGGGUCCUGCACUUCUCUGCACAUGUUAUCCUCGUAUAUAUGAUGUGCAUUCUCCGACAGCCGGUUCUACGUACCGGAAUGUCCCAAAUUAUUCGGCCAAGGGCUGUCAACACCAGCAACAACAAUACAACAAUUAGAUGUCGUAAAAAUACUCGGUAGAUUUCUAAACGCGACUUUGCUGUUCGUAUAUGAUUGUAUACACAUACAUAUAUCCCUCAGUAUGUGAUAACACUUUAGCCAGUUUGACUCUCCUUUCUGCCUGUAAAACACAAUAAAAUAAGGCAGCCUAAAAGAACAAUUGAUUCAAAAUUUAUGCAAAAAACGCCACAAAUCCAUCCACUUUUCUAAGAACUAUGGAUGUAAACAUUUGUUACACCAUUCAGUGAGUAGUACUCUGAUACAGAACUUCUGUCCAAGCCGGUGAUAAAAAGGUUAGGUUAGGUUGAUAGGAGGAUGAAUACUACAUUAAAUCCGAAGAAAUACACCUAGACCACAAUCGGGUCUGUUGUGCGCUUCUUAUCAUGAAAAAAAGGGAACUGACUAA
Molecule: messenger RNA, 9412 nt
Organism: Lucilia cuprina (Australian sheep blowfly)
Lineage: Eukaryota; Metazoa; Arthropoda; Insecta; Diptera; Calliphoridae
Gene: inaE
Product: diacylglycerol lipase-alpha
Exons: 13
Coding region: 3386-7288 (1300 amino acids)
Biological process (GO): lipid metabolic process
Cellular component (GO): postsynaptic membrane; dendrite membrane
Source: RefSeq, a predicted model, not a curated record